Metarhizium album ARSEF 1941 is the source of this 2241-nucleotide messenger RNA. Its product is annotated as long chain fatty alcohol oxidase. Gene Ontology annotation, molecular function: long-chain-alcohol oxidase activity; flavin adenine dinucleotide binding. Bases 1 to 2241 code for a protein of 746 amino acids. Lineage: Eukaryota; Fungi; Ascomycota; Sordariomycetes; Hypocreales; Clavicipitaceae. The transcript is spliced from 4 exons. The record is from RefSeq and is a predicted model, not a curated record.
AUGGACAUCGUCGAUGUUGGGGCUCCAAAGCCCACCCCAAUGCCCGACGCACCAGCCAAGGACUUUAUGACGGAUGCUCACUGGGAAACUCUGUAUGCUCUUCUCGACGGCGCCUUGCCCUCCAUCACCUCGACCACCUCGUCGCGUGUCGCAGACAAGUCCGCCAGCAUUCUCCUGUCCGACAGUCAGUUCGAGUCCCUCAUCGACGACUCCGUUGCCGCCCUGUCGAAUCCCCCUUCCCGGAGCAAGAUCAAGGAGUAUCUCGAGUUUCGCCCCUCCCAGGAUGCCAAGUUCCGCGAAGACUGCGUGCGGUCGCUCGCCAGUGCUCCCCAGAGGGCCAAGCUGGCCAAGAUCCUGGAUCUCCUCGGCGGCCACGCCGGCAGCCUGCUUCUGACCGGUUACUGGGCCCCCGUCACGCAGCAGCCGACGAGCGUUCGGCAGGCCAUCCUCAAGUCGUGGGCCGCGUCGCGCCUCGCGCCGUUGCGCAUGCUGGCCAAGUCCCUCGUGCAGAUUGCUCAGAGGGCAAACUCCGUCCACAGCCCCUACUUCAACGAGAUUUCGGGCUACUCGGACGUCCCGCGGGACUGGAAGCCCGUCGAGGGAUACGACUACCACUUCGUGCAGGUGCCUGCCGGCGCGGGCGUGCACGAGAUCACCACCGACGUGGUCAUUGUCGGAUCCGGCUGCGGAGGGGCCGUCUCGGCCAAGAACAUCGCCGAGGCCGGCCACAAGGUCCUCGUCGUCGACAAGGGCUACUACUUCCCGCCCUCUCAGCUGCCCAUGGCGCAGGCCCCCGGCGCCCACUACCUCUACGACGCGGGCGGCGUCUCCUUCAGCGACUCGUCGAGCAUGGGCAUCGUGUGCGGCGGCAGCUGGGGCGGCGGCGGCACCGUCAACUGGAGCGUGUGCUUCCGCCUGCAGGACUACGUGCGCGAGGAGUGGGCCGCGGCCGGCCUGCCGCUGUUCACGUCGAGCGACUUUGACGACAGCAUGGACCGGGUCUGGGACUUUGUCGGCGCCAGCAAGGACGGCAUACGCCAGAACCCGCGGAACCAGGCUCUGCUGGACGGCACCCGGAAGCUCGGCUGGAGGGGCGGAGUCGUGGAGCAGAACACCGCCGGCAAGGAGCACUACUGCGGCCAGUGUCACCUGGGCUGCGGCUCGGCAGAGAAGAAGGGCCCCUCGGUGUCUUGGCUCCCGGCCGCGGGUGAAGCUGGCGCCCAGUUCAUGGAGGGCUUCGCCGUAGACAGGGUCGUUUUUGCCGACGACGGCGUCACCGCCGUCGGCGUCGAGGGCACGUGGACCGGCAGAGACGACAACGGCGGUCUCCACGCGCGCGAGGACACGCGGACCCAGCGGCGCGUCCUCAUCAAGGCCGACAAGGUCGUCGUCUCUGGCGGCUCCUUGUGGAGUCCGGUCAUUCUGAAAAAGAGCGGCAUCAAGAACCCCAACGUCGGAAAGCACCUUCACCUGCACCCGGUCAACUUUGUGUCCGGCGUCUUUGGCACUCGGGACAUGGCGUCGUGGGAGGGGGGCAUCAUCACAUCCUACGUCGACGAGUUUGAAAACCUCGACGGCAAGGGCCACGGCGUCAAGCUGGAACCCACCUGCAACAUUCCAUUCGCAACAUUCACCGUGCAGGCGUGGCGAGACGGCGUCGACGCCAAACUGCUCGCCAUCAAGUAUCGGCACAUUGGCACCUUCAUCGCACUGACUCGGGACCGCGACACCGGCCGCGUGUACCCCGACCCGAGAAACGGCACGCCACGCGUCCAGUACGACCCCUCCGACUUUGAUCGCGAGCACACCAUCGAGGGUGUCGUCGCCCUGGCCAAGAUCUGCUACGUCACGGGGGCGACCGAGAUCAGGCCUCACCUCCCGCACCUGGAGCCGUUUGUGCCCAGCGACGGGGGCAAGCGACAGGCCGAGCACCAAGCCGGCAAGGACCCCGAGUUCACCGACCCCGAGUUUGCCGCCUGGAUCCAGAAGCUGCGCGUGGCCGACAACAAGGGCCCUACUGUCACGUGGAUGUCGGCGCACCAGAUGGGCUCGUGUCGCAUGAGCGCCGGCGAGGACACUGGCGUCGUGGACAUGAAGGGCAAGGUAUGGGGCACCAACAACUUGUAUGUUGCCGACGCGAGCAUCUUCCCCAGUGCCAGUGGCGUCAACCCCAUGAUCACGGCCAUGGCCUUGGCCGACUGGAUUUCACGGGGCAUCGCCAGUGAAUUGGCUCAGAGGUAG